AUGUUGCUUGGCACUUCCGAGAUCAAGAUUGCAUUGCUGGGCAACGUUUCAGCGGGCAAGACCACAGUAUUGAAUGCCCUUUUCAAGCAAAAGUAUGGCGAAGUUAGCAUGAAACGGACAACUGCAGGUGUGAACUACUUCAGGAUCUGCGCUCCUGGUACCGGGGCACCUGCUGAUGGCAAGAAAGAAGAAAUGACCAAAGCGGAUGAUGAUGGUAGCAAGGAACCUGUCAACGAAAAGAAGGAAGAACCCGCGGGCUGCAAGAAAGAAGACAGCCAGGAACCCAAUGUUGGCAACGGCGCCAACGCUGUGUCACCCCAAACCGAAGGAUAUGACGACAGCAAGGAACCCAUUGACGGCAGGAAGGACGACAACGUUGGCAGCGGCGCCAACGCUGGUGGGGCAGAAGACGGUGGCACCCCUUGGUUCCCGCACAGCGAUGAACCCCGCUCUGCCAAGUCGACUUUGGAAGAGAUCACAACAGACAAUAGGGAACUUCGAGAGAGUGUCGACGUGCAGGAGAAGUGGUUUGACAUUGAACUCACCGAGAACUUGGUGGAGAUGCGAAAGGGCACUCAACUGGUUGUAGUUGACAUUCCUGGUAUCAACGAAGCCGGAGCGUGCAGCAAGUACAAGGACAUUAGACCAGGUUUUCUGUUGAACCUCGUUGAAAACAACAGCAAGAGACGCGAGGAAGUUCCGAUUAUUGUCUUGUUCAACAAAGUGGACGAUCCAAGUGACAAAGAACAGGCAGAACUUGUUCUCGAAGCCAGGGAAGAACUUGCAAGGACCUUCGGAUCGGUGAACUUUGUUGUUGAUCCAGAGGAGGAAUCCAACCCAUUCAUGUCUCCACCUAAAGCUGGUACCCCAAGUCAGAAGUCAGACGGUGACAAGACUGAAUCGUCUUCUUUCGCAGCUCCUCAGUCUUCGUUCCCAGCCUCAACUUUUGGGACGUCUGGUGCGAUGGCAACUGCGACUACAAGUGAUGCCCCUGCACAGACACCAUUUGGCUCUGGAUCGUCAGGUCCUUUUUCUUUUGGGAGAUCUGGAGCAACUGGGACUUCAAGUAAUGCCCCUGUACCCACCCCAUUUGGCUCUGGAUCAUCAGGUCCAUUUUCUUUUGGGGCCUCGGCAACUGGGACUACAAGUAAUGCCUCUGCGCCCGCACCAUUUGGCUCUAGCUCAUCAGGUCCUUUUUCUUUUGGGACGUCAACUACGACUGCAAGAAAUGCCGCUGUACCCACCCCAUUUGGCUCUGGAUCAUCAGGUCCAUUUUCUUUUGGGGCCUCGGCAACUGGGACUACAAGUAAUGCCUCUGUGCCCGCACCCUUUGGCUCUGGCUCGUCAGGUCCUUUUUCUUUUGGGACGUCAACUACCACUACAAGUAAUGCCCCUGCACCUACACCUUCGUUUGGUUUUGGAUCGACUGCAGGCAAAGCGCCUGGGCUCAUGCUUCCAACCCCUGCUCCAUCCGUGUCAAAUACGUCCGCUGCCCUUUCCUUUGGAUCUCCAGGAGGUUUCCGGUCCACCAACGCUGCUGAUGGGCACUUCGGAAGCAAAGACUGGCGUUGGAGUGCUUCUGUUGCAACCACGGGUGGGACGAAAAGCACUCCAUACCAACCUACACCUCGUCAGGUUGAAACCUCUACCGGUACCAUCCUUUUUCAAACGAUAUCUGCCAUGCCUGUGUACGAGCACAAGUCUAUCGAAGAACUAAGGUAUGAAGAUUAUCUUCAAGCAAACAAUGGUACAGGAAACGGCACUGCCACACGAGGAUCAUCUUCGGAGGUCUAUGGGACAGGCAAAAGAACGACACGACAAGGCACAGUUGUUGAAAGUCUUGCGUCCCUGUCACUAUCUCCAGUUCCUGCCUCGUGUCUGUCAACAAAGCGCAUGCGAGCAAAAAGCAGAAAAGUGAAGCCCUCAUUCGUUCCAGUUUCCGCGAUGUAUGCGUUCAUCCAUCAAAGCGCUUCGUCCAUGUCAUUGGAUCAAUUCAAAUCCUUUUUUGACAAGGAUCUCAUCGAAAAGGUUGGUCGCUUCCAGCUUGGACAACGCAGAUGGAAUAAGCUGACCGAGGACGAGAGGAUACUGGAGACGUACGAUAUCCUCAGCGACUCUUUGAUCCACACCGAAUCAUUGAAAAACAGCAAUUUUGACGAGUUCCUCACGUUGCUGAACCAAACUAUCGGCGGAGAGACUGCGCAGCGCAAACUAAUUGAAGGCCAGAUUCGUAGGUCUCUUCAAAGUCUGAAGGAUGGAAAGUACAACGCGCAAACUAUGAUUCGUUGUAUGGGGGGCAGUGAAGUCAUGCUCUCUGAUUGCAUUGAAUCCGCUGCUGCCAAAACCCACGCACUCCUUGGAGGGGAUGCCGUGAAGAGGAUUGUGCCCGACUUGAUCGAUUCAUUCUGUGAGAGUUAUCAGAGUUUAGAAGAUGCUGCGUUUGCCAACUUGGAACAGGAUGGCCCAGGCAGUAUCAAUGUUCUUGCACUUCCCAUGGUUGAACUGAUCUCGUGUCACAAAAUUGGUUCCAAGCUAGAUUUGGGUGAUCUUGGACAAUGCGCUGAAGCAAGAAUGAAAGUCUUGUUUAGGAGGCAACUCGACGUUCUCCUUUGUCAGUCCAGCCAAAAAAUCCCAACUUUCGGGGCUGCGCUCAACCGCAACCAGCGCUGGGAUUUGUCGGUCGUCGAUUGGCAUCAGAUUUGGGGUUCAAUCUUACUUGUUGCUUCCAUCAGCAAACACUUCAAUUUGGCGUUUGGCAGGGAAAAAGUAUCGAUUCUGGACAUUCAGUAUGCUAUGGCCCAGUCGAAAUGGCUGCAAUGGGUCGACGCAUAUAAGUACGCGCCGAACGGCGCAUUCGCGAAGGCUAAUGUGUGUCCUUCGUGCGGAUCCGGGUGUAAUGCAAGGGCAAACAUGAGAUAUUGUAGUGGAUGCCGAAACGCCUAUUUUGAAGGCCUUUCACCGCAACCCCCCCCGGUCAAAUGCUUUGCUUGUUGCAUGGCGGUUGAGAAUGGCAGAUGCUCGGGGGAGGGGUGCUCCUAUUCCUACCACUUCCUGGGCGAUGCCGUGCUCUACCGAGACGCAUUGGUGCACAAGUUUGAUGCCACUACAUUGGAGCUGGAACCAAAGAGCCCCAACCCGAAAAAGACCGUGAGGGUACCAAGCAGUCUGUCAAGCCCAAAGCAUUUUGGCCAUAUCGCUUUUCUUUACUGUGAAUUCAUGGAGUCCCUUGAUGCCAUCGAGGAGAAAGCGUCACCCUAG
This is a messenger RNA of Seminavis robusta, 3258 nucleotides long. The record is from the annotation of a GenBank genome assembly. Lineage: Eukaryota; Bacillariophyta; Bacillariophyceae; Naviculales; Naviculaceae.